AUGGCAGCCUCGCGCGUCAUUCGUGAUUUUCUUUUUCUUACAAACUCCCGUUCUCGAUGUACUGAACUAACACAGGAAGGUGAGCAGGUCACAACUGCGAUCGAGGACUUCGUGCCUCCAGACAGUCACGAGAUCGUACCCAAGUCCGACCGAUCGAUCUCGAACAUAUACAAGUACGGCGUCAAGGUGAAACACAAUCCCUCCGGCAAGUGGUUUUUCGCAUGUUUCGGGAGUGCAUGUUGCCGGGCGAACUUGGCCGCGGGCAUCUUCAUCGCCAUCGGCGAGAAAUCGGUAUCAAAUGCUAACGACCACAUCAAGGAAGCACGACGCAGGCGAGUGAUGCUCCCAAGCAGUCUUGAUUUUUGUUGUCAUUGGUUCGACUUCCAAGAAGACUGUAGCCGCGAAGGCGAAGACAAAAAUCGACUAGACUUGCGGGUGUCGAAGGCCGUGUCGUCUGCCAUGUACACCCGUGCCCAUCCGCGGUUUCUGGCCAUGAAGUGGGUCAAGUGCAACAUGAUCGAGGGUUUCUGCCCGGUGUCUCAUGGCGAGAAGGAGUGGGUGCGAGCGAGCUUGAAGCUGACUGCUCUCAAAAACUUCCCCAUCACUGGCAUCCACAACGAGGCCGUCAAGCAGAUGGUCGUAGAGAUGUACGCCGCGACCGCUUCCCAGUUCAAGAUGGAGAUGGCUGCCCAGAUAGGCGGCAUGCGGCUUCUGCACCUUAGCCUCGACCUAUGGGUGGACAAGUUCUCGAGCUUGAAGUACGUCGGUAUUCCAUUGUUCUACGUCGACCGGACCUGGGUGCUGAGGUCUCGCCUCAUCGCAGUUCGACAGUUCAACCCCACCAAGGAGCUGCUCGAGGACAACCGCCUCUCGGCUCUUGUGCAGAAGCACCUCGAGAGCGUGCUUGAGGAGUACGGCCUCGAUGUGUCACUUGUCUUCUCUGCGACGAGCGACUCUGGCAGCGACGUGAAGCGACUGUGCGACGUACUGCUGCCGGGGCUGUGGGAGUGGUGUGUGUGCCACAUGAUCAACUGCGCGUUGGUCGAGGCGUUCGGUACGCACGUGGAUUCGGCCAAGUCGAGAAACCCCGGUGCACGCAAAGUGAUCACGAUGGGGAAAAAGGUUGUGGAGCACAUCCCCAAAUCUCCCAGAGCGAAGGCCAUCUUCGAGCAGGAGCAGGUCAGGCAGUACGCGCAGUGUUACCACCGCAAGCUGGUUAACGCCGCACCCCAGCGGUGGUCAGGGGUGACAAACGUCUUGGAGGCGGUCAUCGUCAACCGUGCAGCCGUGAACGCCGUGUACACGACGGAAGGCAAGGACAGUCCGCUCACGUCCCUGACUAACGAGAUCGACGAGUUGUAAUCCAUCAUCAAGCCGGUCGCGCAAGUCAUCGUCAAGUGCCAGCAGACAUCUGUCCCUUCCGGGCAAGUUGCGGUGCUUGCCCUGGCGGCGCUGAAGCUCACUACGCUCCACGUCGACUCCCCGCUCGAGAUUUUGACCCCGGCGCGCAAGCUGGCUCAGGCCGGGGCAAGCGGCAUUGGUGGCGGGGAGCGACCGGCCACCAGCACUACCCGCGAGCACAGCUUGUUGACUGGCGUGGCCAAGGGUACUCGCCAGCAAAUGUGCAAGUCCGUUGACUGGCGGUGGUUCGACAAGCGCUGCAAGAGCGCCGAGAGCCAAGACACGGACUAUGUGCUCGAUAUGCAGAUAACCUUCCACCCGACCACGGCUGACCUGCGGUACGUGGGCAAGCUCGCGUCAACGUCAGCGUUCGGUGGUGCUGACCAAGUCGACCAUCACCGACAAGGUCAUCUCCUUGGCUGUGAAGCUGGCGGAGGCAGCGGCACUCCACACGGGGAAUGGAUCAACGACGCCUGCCGGGUCUGCUGCUGCCAAUGAGCCCGCUGCCAAACGUGCUCGUCAAGCGGCUGCUCCCGGGAGCGUGCACCCCCUGUUCAAGGCCCCCGUCAACAAGAGGGAGGAGGCGACUACAAACAUAUAUGCCAGCCUCGGCCUGUUUGGGCCAGGGGGUGACGGGCAGAACGAGGAGCCGCCGUCUUUCGAGCAGACUGCUCGCGCCGAGCUCACGAAGCUGAGGGCUGUCCAGUGCGGCAGUCUCGCGGCCGGGUUGAGUUGCGAG
Molecule: messenger RNA, 2140 nt
Organism: Ectocarpus sp. CCAP 1310/34
Lineage: Eukaryota; Phaeophyceae; Ectocarpales; Ectocarpaceae
Source: the annotation of a GenBank genome assembly